AAGAUAUUGGAUAUUGGAAGGUUUCAGCUCCUGUUGAAUCAUCCCGAAACUCAAACAAAAUGACACAUCAUUAUCUCCUAGAGUAACAUGGGCUUGUCUGUUCCCCCACCCUUUAAACACUUGAAUGGAAAAUCCACGAUAAUACAUUCGAACUCGUGUUUGGAAUAAUCUGCUAAGCAUAACGUCCUUUCUGUUCCUUUGACCUUGGGCGUAAAAUGAUUGAUGUUACUCAUGUAAUAUUUGAUGUCGAUGGUCUCAUUUUGGAUACUGAGUCUAUAUACACUGAGUUCACAUCAAAUUUUCUUAGUGGAUAUAAUUUAAAGUUCGAUUACAACAUCAAAAAGUUAAUGAUGGGAAGGAAACCUCAUGAAGCCGGUGAAAUACUUGUAAAACACUAUAAUUUACCACUAAGUGUAGAUGAGUUUAUUCAAAAGCAGUCAGAAUACAUUACUCCAGAGAGGUGGGAGAGUGUUAAAUGUUUGCCAGGUGCUGAGAGACUUAUUUUCCAUCUUGCCUCUCAUAAUAUUCCUAUGGCCCUGGCUACUGGUUGUUGUAGUUAUCAGCUUGACCAGAAAAUGAGAAAUCAUCAGAGUUUAAUGGCCAAAAUCUCUCAUUCCGUUUGCUCUGGUGAUGAUCCCUCCAUUAAGCACGGUAAACCUGAGCCAGAUAUAUUUUUAGCCGCUGCUGAUAGAUUUAGAAUUCCUCCAGCUUCCUCAGAUAAUGUUUUAGUGUUUGAAGAUUCUCCAAAUGGUGUUGAAGCCGCCCUUUCAGCUGGGAUGCAUGUUGUAUGGAUUCCUGAUCCACGAGAACCACCUGGAAAUUUUCUAAAUUCAACUUCACCAAUUGACAUAUCCCGUGUCACUAGAUUAAAGUGUCUAGCUGAUUUUAAACCUGAACAAUUUGGACUUCCAGGGUUUGAAAGUGAUCCUUGAUCAUAUGUGUUUACCUACUUGCUUGUCUUUAUAGUAAAGUAUUUUG
Messenger RNA from Schistosoma turkestanicum, 978 nucleotides. The record is from the annotation of a GenBank genome assembly. NCBI's taxonomy places the organism in Eukaryota, Metazoa, Platyhelminthes, Trematoda, Strigeidida, Schistosomatidae.